CCCUGAGGGGCUCUCCCUAAAAGUCCUCUAUAUCCACUGGGGAGCGGCGACGCUCACCCUCUUAUUCCGCCUGUCAGAACAGGGAGAGGAGCUGUGCUGGGCAAAGAACUCCAAGUCGUGGCCACCUGAAGCGAAAGAUGUCUAAAGGACCAGCAGUGGGCAUUGAUCUGGGAACCACAUAUUCCUGUGUGGGCAUCUUCCAACAUGGCAAAGUGGAGAUCAUUGCCAACGACCAAGGAAACAGGACCACGCCCAGCUACGUGGCCUUUACAGACACAGAGAGGCUUAUCGGAGACGCCGCCAAGAACCAAGUGGCCAUGAACCCAUCCAACACCGUGUUUGAUGCCAAGCGUCUCAUUGGUCGCAAGUACGAUGACCCAGUGGUGCAGUCAGACAUGAAACACUGGCCCUUCAAGGUUGUGAAUGAUGCGUCUAAACCCAAGGUGGAGGUUGAAUACAAAGGUGAAAUCAAGGCCUUCUACGCUGAGGAGAUUUCCUCAAUGGUUCUUACAAAGAUGAAGGAGAUCUCUGAAGCUUAUCUUGGCAAGCCUGUUACCAAUGCGGUUGUCACGGUUCCGGCUUACUUCAACGACUCCCAGCGUCAAGCCACCAAAGACGCUGGAACCAUUGCUGGUCUUAACGUGCUCCGCAUCAUCAAUGAGCCCACCGCUGCGGCCAUCGCUUACGGCCUGGAUAAAAAGGUUGGUGGUGAGCGUAACGUUCUUAUCUUUGACCUUGGAGGGGGAACAUUUGAUGUAUCAAUCCUAACAAUUGAGGACGGCAUCUUUGAGGUCAAGUCCACAGCUGGCGACACACACUUGGGUGGCGAGGACUUUGAUAACCGCAUGGUUAACCACUUUGUUGCUGAGUUCAAGCGUAAAUUCAAGAAGGAUAUCAUCAACAACAAACGGGCGGUGCGCCGCCUGCGCACGGCCUGUGAGCGCGCCAAGCGCACCCUCUCCAGCAGCACCCAGGCCAGCAUCGAGAUCGAUUCGCUCUUUGAAGGCGCAGAUUUCUACACCUCCAUUACCAGGGCUCGCUUCGAGGAACUCAACGCCGACCUGUUCCGUGGGACCCUUGAGCCCGUGGAGAAGGCCCUGAGGGACGCCAAGAUGGACAAGACGCAGAUCCACGACAUUGUGCUGGUGGGCGGCUCCACCCGUAUCCCUAAGAUUCAAAAGCUACUGCAGGACUUUUUCAACGGCCGUGACCUCAACAAGAGCAUCAACCCUGAUGAGGCUGUGGCCUAUGGCGCAGCUGUGCAGGCCGCCAUCUUGGCUGGUGAUAAGUCUGAGAAUGUGCAGGACCUGCUCCUGCUGGAUGUCACACCGCUGUCCCUGGGAAUUGAGACCGCUGGAGGGGUGAUGACCGUUCUUAUCAAGAGGAACACCACCAUCCCCACCAAGCAAACUCAGACCUUUACCACGUACUCAGACAACCAGCCUGGUGUGCUCAUUCAGGUGUAUGAAGGCGAGAGGGCCAUGACCAAGGACAAUAACAUCCUAGGCAAGUUUGAACUGACUGGUAUCCCACCUGCUCCCAGAGGAGUCCCUCAGAUUGAGGUGACCUUUGACAUCGAUGCCAACGGCAUCCUUAACGUGUCUGCUGUGGACAAAAGCACCGGGAAGGAAAACAAAAUCACCAUCACUAAUGACAAAGGCCGUCUGAGCAAAGAGGACAUCGAGCGAAUGGUGCAGGAGGCAGAACAGUUCAAAGCUGAGGACGACGUCCAGAGAGACAAAGUCACCGCCAAGAACUCCCUCGAGUCUCUGGCGUUCAACAUGAAGAGCACCGUGGAGGACGAGAAGCUCCAAGACAAGAUCGGCCCGGAGGACAAAAAGGCCAUUGUGGACAAGUGCAAUGAAGUUAUUGCCUGGCUGGACAAGAAUCAGACUGCAGAGAAAGAAGAGUACGAGCAUCAGCAGAAAGAACUGGAGAAGGUUUGCAACCCCAUCAUCUCCAAACUCUACCAGGGGGGAGUGCCUGGUGGGAUGCCUGGUGGGAUGCCUGGUGGGAUGCCCGGCGGUUUCCCUGGUGGACCUGGAGCCGGCUCCUCCUCUGGCCCAACUAUUGAGGAGGUUGACUGAGUGCUGCAGUGAAACGCCUUUACCUCAUGUUCCAGCAAGCACUGUCCUAAAAUCCAAUAAACUCUACGUCACAGCCUAUGUGUAAUUUUAACUAAUAAAAUGAUCUAAACUACAUCUAAAAUACACACUUAUUUCCUCCUCAUUCAUGAAACACGUUGUGAUGAUGUGCAUGACCCAAAUAUGAAAUCAAUAAAGGCGAGUUUCUGAAAAAUUUA
Messenger RNA from Betta splendens (Siamese fighting fish), 2302 nucleotides. RefSeq names its product heat shock cognate 70 (gene hsc70). Bases 138 to 2087 code for a protein of 649 amino acids. The record is from RefSeq and is a predicted model, not a curated record. The transcript is spliced from 9 exons. Gene Ontology annotation, cellular component: cytoplasm; nucleus; plasma membrane. Lineage: Eukaryota; Metazoa; Chordata; Actinopteri; Anabantiformes; Osphronemidae. Gene Ontology annotation, biological process: protein refolding; vesicle-mediated transport; cellular response to unfolded protein. Gene Ontology annotation, molecular function: ATP-dependent protein folding chaperone; misfolded protein binding; ATP hydrolysis activity.